Molecule: messenger RNA, 1677 nt
Organism: Morone saxatilis (striped sea-bass)
Lineage: Eukaryota; Metazoa; Chordata; Actinopteri; Moronidae
Gene: asph
Product: aspartate beta-hydroxylase
Exons: 11
Coding region: 229-1677 (482 amino acids)
Biological process (GO): peptidyl-aspartic acid hydroxylation
Cellular component (GO): endoplasmic reticulum; membrane
Molecular function (GO): peptidyl-aspartic acid 3-dioxygenase activity
Source: RefSeq, a predicted model, not a curated record
CCAUAUCAGGCUCAGAGAAAAAAGUGACAGAGCAAGGAUUACUGACAGAUGAGCAAGAGAAAGAAAGCCAGUCAAUAGAGAAAGAGGGGAGGGACAGAAAGAGACGGAGAGGAGGUGAGACCAGGAGGCAGAGCUCCCCUUUUCCCAUAGCGGGGACUGCAUGCCGUCUUUGUGGCCAGCUAACUUCUUAUUUGGUCAAUCGGCAAGCCUGGCCGUCAGUUGGCAGGGAUGGGUGAUCCAGCGACCCUGGUCGAGUCUGCCACUCCUACCGUCGCCACGGCAAUCCCUACGGUGAUAGCUGGGGAAAUGCAAGAUGGUACUAAGACCCAAUCCGCCAACAAGAAUGGGAAGAAGUCAGACUCUGGGUCCAGCAGCAGCAGCUUCUUCACCUGGUUCAUUGUCCUGGCCCUGCUGGGUGUCUGGACAUCUGUAGCCGUGGUCUACUUCGACCUGGUCGACUAUCAGGGAGUCCUCGGUAAACUGGUGGCAUACGAUACAGAUGGCGAUGGUGAUUUUGAUGUCGAGGAUGCUAAAGUACUCCUAGGACUGAAAGAGAAGGCUGUUGUCGUCGCUGCCCGUCGUGAAGAGGCCGGCACCCCAGUGGAGACCCCUGAACCUGAACCAACACCAGAAGCUAUUGUUGAGCCUGAACCUGUGCCUGUUGAAGAUGUGAUUGAAGCUGCUGUAGCAGAGGACACUUCUGCACCACCACCAGAGCCUGAACCUGUGGCUGAACCAGAACCAGAACCAGAACCUGAACCAGAACCAGAGCCUGAGACUCCUGAGGUGAUUGAGGAGGAUCCAGAGGUGCUGGAGGAGGAGGCUCCCACUGUGGAGGAGGAGGAAGACCCUGUGGAGGAGGCUGCUCCAGCUGAGGAGGAGCCAGCAGCUGGAGAGGUUGAGGAGGAGCCAGCAGCUGGAGAGGUUGCAGAGGAGAUGAUGGCAGACCAGCCUGAAGAGGUCGCAGAGGAGGAACUGGCAACAGAGGAGGCUGUGGAGGAGGAGGCUGCUGACGAGGCCGAGGGGGAACCCGCUGCAGUGGAGGAGGCCGAGGAGGUGGCCGAUGAUGUAGAAGCUGCAGUGGCAGAAGAAGCUGUCGAGGAGGCUGCUCCUGCAGAAGAAGCUGUUGAAGAGCCUGCUGAAGAGGAGGCAGCACCUUCAGAAGCAGCUGUCGAGGAGGUAGCGGAAGAGGAAGAGGCAGCUCCUUCAGAGGAACCUGCUGAGGAGCCUGCCGAAGAGGAGGCAGCACCCGCAGAAGAAGCCGAAGAGGAGGCAGCACCCGCAGAAGAAGCCGAAGAGGAGGCAGCACCCGCAGAAGAAGCCGAAGAGGAGGCAGCACCUUUAGAGGCAGCUGUGGAGGAGGUAGCGGAAGAAGAGGCAGCUCCUGCUGAGGAGCCUGCUGCAGAGGAGGCAUCUCCAGCAGAGGAAGCUGUUGAGGAGGAGGCAGCACCUUCAGACGAGCCAGCUGAUGAAGAGGAGGAUGCUCCUUUAGAAGAGGCUGCUGAGGAGCCCGCUGAAGAGGAGGCAGCUCCUUCAGAAGAGGGAGAGGAGGAGGCAGAAGACACAGAGGCAACUCCAGAAGAAGAAGUAGAGGAGCAGCAAACAGUACCAGUCACAGAGACAGAAGAAGUAGCAGCAGCAUACGAGGCAGAGGAGGCAGCAGAAGAAGAUGCCUAG